GUUGUGGAGCUAAAUGUCGGGGGUCAGUUCUACACCACCACCAUGGGCACCCUGAUGAAGCAUCCAGGUUCCAAGUUUUCACAGAUAUUAUACCGAUCCGAGAAAUACUACAGGGAUGCACAGGGCCGCGUCUUCAUUGAUCGUCCUGGCACCUACUUUGGGCCUAUCUUGGACUACCUACGCACUGGGAAAGUGCCCACAGAGUACAUUCCUGAGGUAUACCAUGAGGCUAAGUUCUACCAAAUCCAUCUUUUGGUCAAAAUUUUGGAGGACAUGCCACAGAUCUUUGGUGAACAAGUGGCUCGAAUGCAGUUCCUGCUGGGAGUGCCAAACUACAAAGAGAACCUGGAGGUCCUGCUGCACCUGGCUCGGGCAGAGGCCGUGGCAAUGCGAUUGUCAAAGGUGGUGGUGUGUGUGGUGCAUACAGAGGAGGAAGAUGCAAAGUGUGUGGAACCAUUGCAUAUCUUGGAGGCCAAAAAGACACCUGUUGUCAAAUUUGGGCCCUGGAAGGCAGGCCCCGGGAACGAGGACCUUGUGUACUGCCUGGAGAAGGACAUUAGAGCCCAGGGGUAUAAGGUGUCCCCUCAGAGGUACCACCUGAAUAGGGACCCCUACACAUGCUUCUGGAUAUUCGUCUUCACUUGGUGGUGAUCCCCAGGAAUGGGGACUGUUUGUUAGGGGCUGUGGUUGUGAUGAAAAAAAUAAAAAGACCCUAACUUAGCAAGGGACCACUGACCCUAGGCCACGUGACAGGAGGCCACAAGCAGUUCCCACAAGAAAAAGGGAAUUUAAGCACAUCACCAACUGUAUCAACAAAUGGCCCCCACCCCAUUGUCUUUAAGAAAACUGGGAACUAGAUGGCCUCUUGACCUGCUGGGUCUUAAAUCUCCCUGAGCACAGGAUGUGGUAAUCAACCCCACCUGAACAGUUGUAGCUUCUUUGCUCAAUACCCUUUGUCUUGUGACAACCUUGUAUGGAAACUUCAUAACUUUGUGCGGUAAGAAAUCUCUGUAACCAUGGAAACCUCAUUACAUGAGAUCAGAGAUCUCAUGACUCCCCAUUUUCCCCUUUAAAAGCUUCUCUUUUUGGCUGGUUGGCAUUUUAUUUCCCCCACCAUGGAGUGGGAUCCAAACUGGCCAGCUUGAACAAUAAAAAACAAAACAAAACAAAACAAAA
Molecule: messenger RNA, 1176 nt
Organism: Cricetulus griseus (Chinese hamster)
Lineage: Eukaryota; Metazoa; Chordata; Mammalia; Rodentia; Cricetidae
Source: RefSeq, a predicted model, not a curated record